Messenger RNA from Halteromyces radiatus, 1775 nucleotides. RefSeq lists its product as uncharacterized. Lineage: Eukaryota; Fungi; Mucoromycota; Mucoromycetes; Mucorales; Cunninghamellaceae. Gene Ontology annotation, biological process: protein folding in endoplasmic reticulum. Bases 68 to 1654 code for a protein of 528 amino acids. Gene Ontology annotation, cellular component: endoplasmic reticulum. The transcript has 6 exons. The record is from RefSeq and is a predicted model, not a curated record. Gene Ontology annotation, molecular function: protein-folding chaperone binding; misfolded protein binding.
UUUUCCUUUUUUUUUUUCUUCUUCUUUUGUGGUUCAUCUUUUUCACCUCUCCUUCUCUUUCCUCACAAUGAAACAUCAUCGUAUUUUGUUUGCUUGUGUACUUCCUUUUCUUUUACCUACCACCAUUUUUGCAGAAAAAACGUCUCAAGAACAUCUUACUGAAGGCAAUGCUUAUCUAAAAAGUGGCAAAUUGCAUGAUGCAGUGAUCAGUUACGAUGCUGCUAUAUCUCAAGAUCCUGACAGUUACAUGUCAUACUAUCGACGUGCUACAGUAUAUUUAUCUUUGGGUCGAAAUCAAGCGGCUGUAGACGAUUUCACUAAAAUCCUUACAUUGAAACCUGAUUUUGACAGAGCUUUAUAUCAACGUGCUCGUAUAUAUGCUCAAGAUGGUGAAUUUGACUUGGCAAAGAAGGAUUUAGAAAAUUACAUGAAACAUCAUGCUGAUGACGGUGCUGCUUUAGACACAUUGAAAGCUAUCAAUCAAGCAGAACAGAAUAUGGAAAAAGCACAAUCCGCCCUUGAUAGCCAGUCUUACGAACAAUGUAUUGAACACAUCACCGAAGCUAUCCGAACUGCACCAAAUAUGGGUCGUUUACGCCGGGUUAGUGCCAAGUGCCACUAUGGAAAACAUGAUAUUGAAGCUGCUGCAGGAGAUCUUGCUCGUGCAGCACAUAUCACACCAUCGGAUCCUGCACUUCUGAUAGAACUUGCCAACAUCAACUUUUAUUUACUUAACGAACCUGAAGGUGCAUUGGCAAAUCUAAAACAAUGUUUACACUAUGAUCCUGAACAAAAGCAAUGCAAAACCGUUUUCCGGCAACUCAAAAAACUUAACAAAACAAUCAAAUCAAUUCAAGAUAAUAUGGAAAAGAAAAAGUACUCGACAGCAAGCAACCAGUUAAUCGGUACAGCAUCAAGGCAAGGUAUAAUGAAUGAAGUCAAAGAUCAUGUCAAGCAAAUGGAAACCCAAUAUCUAUCUUCCUUAUCAACGGAAGUAGAUAACAACAUACCUCAACGUCUUUUACUACAGUGUUAUGAAACAGCAUGUCGGCUUCAAAAGUUACUGAACAAAGAAGAUACCAAGAUCAUCGAUUGGUGUACUAAAACUCUAUCUUUACAAGAUGAUCAUGUCGAUGCUCUUAUGUAUCGUGGUGAAGUUUACUUGAAUCAACAUGAGUAUGAAAAAGCUAUGCAAGAUUUACAAAAAGCAAAUGACGUCGCUCAAGGUCAAAAUCAUCAAGUUCGACAGUUAUUACAAAAGGCACAACAAUUAUUACGACAAAGCAAACGAAAGGAUUAUUACAAGAUUUUAGGUGUUCCUCGUGAUGCUGAUACUCGACAAAUCAAAAAGGCUUAUAGACAAUUGGCUUAUGAAAAUCAUCCUGAUCGUGCUGAACCAGAGAAAAAACAAGAAGCAGAAAGACAAAUGGCAGAAAUCAACGCUGCCUAUGAAGUCCUUAGCAAUGAUGAAAUGCGACAACAAUUUGAUAAUGGGUUUGAUCCAUUUGAUCCUGAACAACAAAAUGGUGGUGGUGGUGGUGGAUUCCAUCCUCAUGGUGGUAAUCCAUUUGCUCAUUUCCAAGGUUUUCCAUUUGGUGGGGGAUUUCCUGGUGGUGCUGGUGAUGGCAGCUUUGAAUUCAAAAUGCACUUUUAGUUAGUUCCGCCUACAAUACCUUCCAUCCUCCCAUCAUAUAUCUGUGACUUUUUUUAAUUGGUUUAUACACAUUUUAGUACCUUAUAUCUUAUGAAAUAAAACAUCACUGAUACAAAUUGUA